AAUUAACCACUAAUUCCAGAGAAUAAUAUCAAAGCUCUCUCUCGAACUCGAACACACGAACACACGCUCUCACGAAAGUCCGCCAUGAACAACCACCAACCGACGCCGCCAGGCCUGAACUCGCACACGACGGCGCAAGUUCUGAGACAGACGAGGUCGAUCUUCUGGUCUCAUCUUCUCACAUUCAUCUUCCUUUCCUUCCUCAUCCUCACCUUCCACUCCAAUGUCGAAAAUGGCACUCACUUCCUCACCUCCUUCAUCGACAAAGACCCCUCCAUGCGAUCCCUCCUCUCUCGCCUCGACAUUCCCUCAAAACCCCCCUACGAAACCCCGCCCUUCCCACGGCGCCGCCGCCCCUUCCUCCACCUCACCCGCGUCGGAACCCUCGAUGACGACUUCUUCUCCGGCGAUGAGGAUAACACUCGCUCCCUCUUCGGUUCCCACCCCAAAACCCCCUCCAAUGGAAGCUUCCUGAUUCUAAGUAACCCCAGGUUAGGGUUUUCGAAUUACGUUACUGAUAAUGGAAUUAGGGUUUCUCAAAUUGUCCGCUUGCCUUUGUCUUUUCAAUUCCCCGAGACUUCAUUAAAAGAAUCUAUAGAUGAGGAUAAUAAUAGCAACGAUGAGUUGAAUAAUGGUGAAGAUGAGGCCGAAAGGGUUGUGGGUUUACAGUUUUUGAUUAAGGGUUUGGAGCUACGGAGGAGCGAUGCCUCGGCUUUAUUCUUUCUUAUAUUUUUGUUGUCUGCUGCAUAUGGAUAUGUAAUUCUAGGGUUUCUUGUUACCUAUUCUUGGGUUCUUGGAAUUGUGUUUGUUGUGGUUGUGAAUCAUUUCUUAGGGAGGUAUUGUUCAUGGAUUGGGACGAUAUGGGAUGGUUCGAGUUUGGGUAUCAAAAGGCUUCCUGGGUUUAUUCUUAUGAGAUGGGCAGUAAGGGAUGCGCUUACGCAGAUUCUGGGUCUGUGGUUUUUUGGUGAAAUCGAAGAUCAGUAUUCGUUUUUUAAGAUUUUCGUGAGGUUGAAGAUGAUGCCUUUCUCAAUUGUGUCUCCGUGGAUUCAGGGGUUUGAGAAGGAGACUGCAGGGUUUUUGGUUGCCUGGAUUCUGUUGGACAUGAUUGUGGAAUUUGUUUUUGCUGUGGAUUCUUGGGUUGCAAUUGUGGACUCAAGGAGGAGCGGGAGAGAGAUUGUGAAGAAAGGGUGUUAUUUGUUGUCAAUGAUGUUUAAGCAGGCUGUGAUCAUCAAGUGUUUGGAGUCUAUGCUUUGUGGACCAUUUACAAGAUGGACAUUGGCUCGAUUUUUUGGGAAGUGGUUUGCAAUGGCUUUCCAAUCAAUGAUGGAAGUUUAUUUCAUGGUGGCUUGGCUGAUAUUUUACAUUGCUGUGAGAUCUAAGGAUGCCGCUUCUCUUGGGAGGACUUUUGGGCAGAGAGAUUUAGAAGGUUUUGUCCAGGGCCAUAGAUGAUACUCAAUGAAAAUUGAUUAGAGGUUACUUCCAGACUUCAAUUCUAAUGUGAAAAUAGCGGUAAUCCUUUGGUUCUAAGUUUCACUUUUGGGUAUCCUAAUCUCACUGUUUCCUGAGACUCAAUCCAGCCCUAGUGCACAGCUACUGACAAGAAGGUAAACAAGUAACUUGUAGUCUCCAGACUCAACCCAGCCCAAGUGCACAGCUGCUGACAAGAAGUUUUUGGGGUUCAGGUAUCCUUCUGAAGAGUUCAUGGAGACAUAAUGGUUGCUUGACACCAGUUCAAAUGGCUUGUUUGUUUGACUGUUAACGUGAUUGGGAUGUUUAAAUGUUCAAGACUGAAAAUGUUGAAGAGAUAGCUUUAUGAAUCCCCCAAUGGCCAAAGGCAUCUGGAACACACGAGGAUUGCUGUCAUUACUCAGGUUACCAAUCCAGUGGUUGUUGCCAACGAUGGAAACAUAAUAACAUUCCCUGUAAUAUUGUACCUGAAGAAAAACUCAUUCAUACAAUGGGUCUAGUGUGUGCUCCCCCGUUUUUCUUAGUGUCUACCCGUCCAAGUGUGUGUAAAUGAUAAAGUUUAAAUUCCUUCAAAUGACUUAUGGUAUUAAGAGCAAAGGUGUCUGCUUCUUUAUAUCGUUACAAUGUAUUCCUUUGCAUAAGUGAAUCUUACUCAAUAAUUUUAAGUAGCUAAUGCAUAAUACUUCUUGUCCUUUCUAUGUAUAAUGAGAAAGGAUUUGUGCUUUUUCAUUUUACUUUUGCUUAGUCUCUUGGGUUGUACGAGCUUUCCUUUCUAGAGCUAGGCUCCUUUUUCUCUCGAGGUGUGAGAGGGGUGUUUUUUCACUGUUGUGAGCGAGGAGCGUGUUUGUGUAGCCUUGUUGGAUGCAUGUGGAGCCUAUAUGUAAACAUCUCAUAUUUUUUUGGUAAUAGAAUAUGAACAUUAUGGAGCUGAAA
Camellia sinensis is the source of this 2400-nucleotide messenger RNA. RefSeq lists its product as uncharacterized. Lineage: Eukaryota; Viridiplantae; Streptophyta; Magnoliopsida; Ericales; Theaceae. The record is from RefSeq and is a predicted model, not a curated record.